GCGCCGCGCGGGCCGGGAAGCGACGCGAGGCGCGAUGUCGGUGCCGCUGCUCAAGAUCGGGGUCGUGCUGAGCACCAUGGCCAUGAUCACCAACUGGAUGUCCCAGACGCUGCCCUCGCUGGUGGGCCUCAACACCACCAAGCUCUCUGCGGCCAGCGGCGGGACGCUGGACCGCAGCACCGGCGUGCUGCCCACAAACCCUGAGGAGAGCUGGCAGGUGUACAGCUCUGCCCAGGACAGCGAGGGCAGGUGUAUCUGCACAGUGGUCGCCCCCCAGCAGACCAUGUGUUCCAGAGAUGCCCGCACAAAACAGCUGAGGCAACUGCUGGAGAAGGUGCAAAACAUGUCUCAGUCCAUAGAGGUACUGGACAGGCGGACCCAGAGGGACUUACAGUAUGUGGAGAAGAUGGAGAACCAGAUGAAAGGCUUGGAGUCCAAGUUCAAGCAGGUGGAGGAGAGCCACAAGCAACAUCUGGCCAGGCAGUUCAAGGCGAUAAAAGCGAAAAUGGAUGAACUUAGGCCUUUGAUCCCUGUGUUGGAAGAGUACAAGGCCGAUGCCAAAUUGGUAUUGCAGUUUAAAGAGGAGGUCCAGAAUCUGACGUCAUUGCUAAACGAGCUGCAAGAGGAAAUUGGCGCCUAUGACUACGAUGAGCUGCAGAGCAGAGUGUCCAAUCUUGAAGAGAGGCUCCGUGCAUGCAUGCAAAAACUAGCCUGCGGCAAGCUGACAGGCAUCAGUGACCCCGUGACCAUCAAGACGUCUGGCUCGAGGUUCGGGUCCUGGAUGACAGACCCUCUGGCCCCCGAAGGCGACAAUAGGGUUUGGUACAUGGAUGGUUACCACAACAACCGCUUUGUCCGCGAGUACCGGUCCAUGAGUGACUUCAUGAACACGGACAACUUCACCUCACACCGCCUGCCCCACCCCUGGUCCGGCACCGGGCAGGUGGUCUACAACGGCUCCAUCUACUUCAACAAGUUCCAAAGCCACAUCAUCAUCCGCUUCGACUUGAAGACGGAGAGCAUCCUCAAGUCGCGGAGCCUGGACUACGCCGGCUACAACAACAUGUACCACUACGCAUGGGGUGGCCACUCGGACAUCGACCUCAUGGUGGACGAGAACGGGCUGUGGGCCGUGUACGCCACCAACCAGAACGCCGGCAACAUCGUCCUCAGCAAGCUGGACCCCGUGUCCCUGCAGACCCUGCACACCUGGAACACCAGCUACCCCAAGCGCAGUGCGGGCGAGGCCUUCAUCAUCUGCGGGACGCUCUACGUCACCAACGGCUACUCAGGGGGCACCAAGGUCCACUACGCCUACCAGACCAACGCCUCCACCUACGAAUACAUAGACAUCCCCUUCCAGAACAAGUACUCGCACAUCUCCAUGUUGGACUACAACCCCAAGGACCGCGCGCUCUACGCGUGGAACAACGGCCACCAGAUCCUCUACAACGUCACCCUCUUCCACGUCAUCCGGUCUGACGAGUUGUAGUCCCUCCGCCCGGAGACCAAGGGCCAGGCCUCCCCCACGACGAGGCUCCCCGUGACACAGCUGCCAACCUCCUACUCCCAACCUAAUCGUGCGAGUCAUCAGCCGGUCCCGGCCUUCCCUCCGCGUCCCUCCACUUCAGCCGGCAGCCGACUUGGGAA
Molecule: messenger RNA, 1650 nt
Organism: Elephantulus edwardii (Cape elephant shrew)
Lineage: Eukaryota; Metazoa; Chordata; Mammalia; Macroscelidea; Macroscelididae
Gene: OLFM1
Product: olfactomedin 1
Exons: 6
Coding region: 35-1492 (485 amino acids)
Biological process (GO): signal transduction
Source: RefSeq, a predicted model, not a curated record